UGAAGUGUAACAGAACAGACUUUACCACCUGAAACUGCUGCUUCAAGUUAAGAUCAGCAAGGAAUAAACCUCGAAACAACCAACAAGACCAAAGAAGAGUACACUUAAGUUGAAGACACAACACUUGAUCUGAAACAAGAAGUUUGUGCCUACUCAACAGCUUUGAAAGAGCACUUCCCAACGCUGCUAGUAGUCUUUGUUUUCUUCAGUGCUGUACUGUGAGAUUGCCCGGUGCAGCAGCAGUUGUAUUCUUUAUUAGCUUGAUAGAUCAUUUUCUCUCGCUCUUUUUUUAAUACUAGCAACUUUCACCCUUUGAAACGUGUGCUGAAAAAGAAAAGUCAGCAAAUACUACUGAAAGUGCAAUAUUUGAUUAUCGCUGCGAGAUGAGCUUUGAUCCAAACCUUCUCCACAACAAUGGACACAAUGGGUACCCCAAUGGUACUUCAGCAGCAUUGCGUGAAACUGGGGUUAUUGAAAAACUGCUAACCUCUUAUGGAUUUAUUCAGUGUUCAGAACGUCAAGCGAGACUUUUCUUCCACUGUUCACAGUAUAAUGGCAACUUGCAAGACUUAAAAGUAGGAGAUGAUGUUGAAUUCGAAGUCUCAUCCGACCGACGGACUGGGAAACCCAUUGCUAUUAAACUGGUGAAGAUAAAACCAGAAAUUCUCCCUGAAGAACGAAUUAAUGGACAAGAAGUAUUUUACCUGACGUACACCCCUGAAGAUGUUGAAGGGAAUGUUCAGCUGGAAACUGGAGAUAAAAUAAACUUCGUAAUUGAUAACAAUAAACAUACUGGUGCUGUAAGUGCUCGUAACAUUAUGCUGUUGAAAAAGAAACAAGCCCGCUGUCAGGGAGUAGUUUGUGCCAUGAAGGAGGCGUUUGGCUUUAUUGAAAGAGGUGAUGUUGUAAAAGAGAUAUUCUUUCACUAUAGUGAAUUCAAAGGUGAUUUAGAAGCCUUACAGCCUGGAGAUGAUGUGGAAUUCACAAUCAAAGACAGAAAUGGUAAAGAAGUUGCAACAGAUGUCAGAUUAUUGCCUCAAGGAACAGUUAUUUUUGAAGAUAUCAGCAUUGAGCAUUUUGAAGGAACUGUCACCAAAGUUAUCCCAAAAGUACCCAGUAAAAAUCAGAAUGACCCGUUGCCAGGACGCAUCAAAGUCGACUUUGUGAUACCUAAAGAACUUCCCUUUGGAGACAAAGAUACAAAAUCCAAGGUGACCUUGCUGGAAGGAGACCACGUCAGGUUUAAUAUUUCAACAGACCGACGUGACAAGUUAGAGCGAGCAACCAACAUAGAAGUUCUAUCAAAUACGUUUCAGUUCACGAAUGAAGCUAGAGAAAUGGGUGUAAUUGCUGCCAUGAGAGAUGGUUUCGGUUUCAUCAAGUGUGUAGAUCGUGAUGCUCGUAUGUUCUUCCACUUCAGUGAAAUUCUGGAUGGGAACCAGCUCCAUAUAGCAGAUGAGGUUGAGUUUACUGUGGUUCCUGAUAUGCUGUCUGCCCAAAGAAAUCAUGCUAUUAGGAUUAAAAAACUUCCCAAGGGCACAGUUUCAUUCCAUUCCCAUUCAGAUCAUCAUUUUCUGGGCACUGUAGAAAAAGAAGCCACUUUUUCCAAUCCUAAAACCACUAGCCCAAAUAAAGGCAAAGAAAAGGAAGCUGAGGAUGGCAUUAUUGCUUAUGAUGAUUGUGGGGUGAAACUGACCAUUGCUUUUCAAGCCAAGGAUGUGGAAGGCUCGACUUCUCCUCAGAUAGGAGAUAAGGUUGAAUUUAGUAUUAGUGACAAACAGAGACCUGGUCAGCAGAUUGCAACUUGUGUGCGGCUUUUAGGUCGUAACUCCAACUCCAAGAGGCUCUUGGGUUACGUGGCAACGUUAAAGGAUAAUUUUGGAUUCAUUGAAACAGCCAAUCAUGAUAAGGAAAUCUUUUUCCAUUACAGUGAGUUCUCUGGUGAUGUUGAUAGCCUGGAACUGGGGGACAUGGUUGAGUACAGCUUGUCCAAGGGCAAAGGCAACAAAGUCAGUGCAGAAAAAGUGAACAAGACACACUCAGUGAAUGGCAUUACUGAGGAAGCUGACCCCACCAUCUACUCUGGUAAAGUCAUUCGUCCCUUGAGGAGUGUGGAUCCAACACAGACUGAGUACCAAGGAAUGAUUGAGAUUGUGGAGGAAGGAGAUAUGAAAGGUGAAGUCUACCCAUUUGGCAUAGUUGGAAUGGCCAACAAAGGGGAUUGCCUGCAAAAAGGGGAGAGUGUCAAGUUUCAAUUGUGUGUUCUGGGCCAAAAUGCACAGACUAUGGCCUACAAUAUCACACCCCUGCGUAGGGCCACAGUGGAGUGUGUGAAAGAUCAGUUUGGCUUCAUUAACUAUGAAGUAGGAGAUAGCAAAAAAGCUCCUCGCCUUCCACAGACCCCUGCUCUUAUACUCUAG
Molecule: messenger RNA, 2420 nt
Organism: Suncus etruscus (white-toothed pygmy shrew)
Lineage: Eukaryota; Metazoa; Chordata; Mammalia; Eulipotyphla; Soricidae
Product: cold shock domain-containing protein E1-like
Exons: 1
Coding region: 384-2420 (678 amino acids)
Molecular function (GO): nucleic acid binding
Source: RefSeq, a predicted model, not a curated record